AUUAGUGAGAGCUGGAACACUGAUAGAGUCACUGCUGAUCGACACAAGGCAGACAAGAGAACAUGGACUACCAGACUGGAUUAUGUUUUGUCACCUUUCUGAUUGUUGCUUUCAGCAUCCCUGUUUCUACACAGUUCUACUCUGUUGACUUGGAUAGUCAUUCAUUUAAUGAUGCUCAGAAUUUAUGUGCUCCUGAUGGAUUUCUGGCUAACAUGCCCAACGAGGAAGAAGCUAACAACAUUCUGAAGGUUAUUGAGGACAAACGAUACACAACCUCUACUUCAUACUGGAUUGGACUGAAAAUAGAGAAGGGAGAGUGUGUUCAACAAAAUCUACCACUUAAGGGUUUCUACUGGACUGUAGAUAACAGCAUUAAAUUUGAUCUUAGUAAAUGGAAAGAAGAACCACAUAAUACUUGUACAACUGCACUUUGUGGACUACUCUCUGUGGAGUAUAGUGGCUCUACAUUAGUGAGCUGGGGAUUAAAUUCAACAACCUGCAACAAGAAGUUUCCCUUUAUUUGCAAACAUAAAGCAUCGAGUAAGAACACAGCAUGUACUUCUAAACCAAAGAUUUUAGAGAAUCAUUACACCACAGAAAAAAACAGUGAUCCAUAUACACUCUGGGUUUCUUGCAGUGGCACAGACACUUUCACGUUGACCUGUUCAAAGAGUACCGGUAAAUGGAAGCUGGUAGGUGGAACAGAGACAGACAUUCAAGAACUUUGUCUUAUAUGUAAAAAUGGAUACAAAAAAGAUAAAGACGGAAAAUGUGUGGAUGUAGAUGAAUGUAAGCAAUUCAAUAAUUGUACAUUCAUUUGCUUUAAUUCAAAUGGCUCAUAUAGCUGUAUGUGUGUUGAUGAAAUGAGCAAUUUUCACAAUGAAGACUCAGAAAUAUGCCAAAAACAAAAGAAAGCAAAAACAUCCAUUUUUACGUCAGCCGCUGAUGACACUAAGAAAGUCAAGGAUGAAACAACUUCCUCUUCCAUGGAGAAGAAUUCUCUGUCUUCAUCUCAAUUAGACGUUUAUAGUACUGUUGAAAGUCAGCUUCAUAUUGAAGAAAGCUCUGGAGACUUUUCAAAUAUUAUCAUCCCUCUAAUUAUAGCUUUGCUGAUUUUUGUGGUGUUGGUCGUGAUUAUUGUGGCCAUUGUGAAAUACUGCCUCAUGAGAAGUGCCAGGAAACGGGCAAAGGAAAGGGCAGCAGCCUUGAAAGAAUCAGUUGCUCUGAAUGGAUCUGACUCUAUGGAAAAAGUGAACGAAUAAUCAGCUAAUCAGCUAAAGUCUUGACUAAUUUAAAUACAGACAUGCAUUUUGUGUCCACAUGGGUUUUCUCUGGGUUUCUCCGGUUUCCAUCUACACACCAAAACAAAAAUAGUAGCUGAAUUGACUAGAUAAAUAGUCCUUUUAAGCUUGAGUGUGUGUGUGUGUGUGUGUGUGUGUGUGUGUGUGUGUGUGUGUGUUCCUGCCUUGCAACUAAUACUCCCAGGAAAGACUCCGGAUCCACUGCCACCCAGACGAGGAUAAAAAGGCCAAAGAAGAAGAUAUAGGAAUGAACAAACAUGGAAUAUUGCAAAAGAGCUCAUUGGUCUGACUGAAAAUAUCUGAUAGGCACUUAAUAUGUAAAUAUUAAAUUCUGUUUAAAUCUUG
Molecule: messenger RNA, 1646 nt
Organism: Tachysurus vachellii
Lineage: Eukaryota; Metazoa; Chordata; Actinopteri; Siluriformes; Bagridae
Gene: clec14a
Product: C-type lectin domain containing 14A
Exons: 1
Coding region: 63-1262 (399 amino acids)
Biological process (GO): positive regulation of axonogenesis
Cellular component (GO): cytoplasm
Molecular function (GO): calcium ion binding
Source: RefSeq, a predicted model, not a curated record